ACAAGAAGAGGCCUUUAUAAAGGUGUGAAAUGUAACAAAAUGUUAAAUAAUAUCUUACGUUGUUCUCUCGAAAAUCCGGAUGAAUUGAUCAGCAAUAUUCACAUGGUGUUUUCUUUAAAUUUAAGCGACGUCACAAAUGGCGAAUUGUACAUCGGAACUCAUCUUUAUGAAGCCAUACACGUUAUUGAGGAAAUUUAUGUUAUUAUGCGUUUAGUUAGAACCAAAUGGUGCGUCAUUCAGAACGUAAUUUUCAGCGAUAAUUCGUUUUCAAUCGACGAAAUUAUCAGCGCAAGAAGUUUUAUCAACCAAGCUCUACAAGCAACCCUGAAGUGCUUGCUAUUGUGUAAUAAUUCGUCUCGUAAGGAAAACUUUGUUGAAGAUACUUUGAAAAGUUUAAAAGGAUUUUUAAGUAGCGUGGUCUCACCAAAUUCUUUAGAGGAUAUUGUUAAGAUCAAGAUUGUCAGUUCCCAGAAUGUGAGUUGCCAGUUCAAUGAAUAUUUCCAUGCUCUCUUGGAAAUUCAAUAUUACAAAAUGGCCUUAUAUUACAUAUGCGAGCUUUCUGUGGCAGAUGCCGAAACAAAAUUCGCAAAGAUAAUGAGUGAUUUUUUAUGUUUCUGCAAAGCAAAUUUCUAUAAAAAAGAAAGGUUUUCAAAUAUUUUUGUGUGUAACUGUAUGAAGCACUUAUGGUUGAUGUUGGAACUGCUUGUGGAAAAAAUUUCUCCUACCCCUCUUUUCUGGAAAAUUUUCAAUAAUGUCUUAGAACAGGAGGAUCCUUUGUUCGCACUUGCUAUGUUGAAAGAUGUUGCAUUUCUGCAUUGUUUCAAUUCAGAAUUUAAAGAUAUAGGUCUAGCAAGUGACAGGAUUGAAGCAAACCACGUGCUCUUGGAGCUUAAGGUGAAGGAGCUCCUGGAUCAAGCAGAUUCAGAGGUGCUCUUGAAAUGUUUAAAAAUAAUUGAACCUCUUUUGUUAAGUUUGUGGAUAAAAGUUGGCAGGAUCGAAAUUUAUCAAACAAUAUGGGAUUUUUACAGUAAAAGACUGAACUUGUCAAAAAAAUAUUCUGUUACUUCAGCUCUGCAACUAAUUGAAAAUUUGGACACUAUCCUGUGGAACCCGACAGGCUGUGCGGACGAUUUUGAAAUGUUUAGUGGGUUAUUGGUGGCACACUUGCGGCAGUAUCCUUAUCAUUGGGCGAAGGUGAAGGGACGCAUUUACUCACAAUUGGGCCCCAAUAAAGUGCGUGAACUCUCUGAUGUUGGGAUUACACAAGUUGCAUUGCUCUUUUUGGCCUUAAGCGCAGUUCAUUUUGAAGAAAUUGAAAAAAAGAUCAUGACAUUUCUGGAAAAUAUUCCACAGGAAAAGAAAAAUACGGAGGUCGUGUGGACGAUACAUGGUGCGCUGAUAUUAAAAUAUGCAAGAGAGGGCCGCGGCGUGGAGACAGUCGCGACGCCUACCGUGCUUAUGCUUCACGAGGCAGCAAAUCAAGGCGCGUUUACGUUGAUCAAGGGUUUCAUCGACUGUUUGGAGCACGUCGUCGCCAAUAGCGCGAGUAUGUCGCUUGGCCAAUGGUCCAUCUUCGGUCCGUGGUGGCCGAAAUACCUCUCGACGUGUUACUACUGUGAUUUGGAGAAGGCGCUGGGCAUCGCCGCAGCGCUAGCCGACAAAUGUUGCGACGUAGACUCUCGAGCGUCGUGGGAAACCACAUUCAAAGAAGUCAUUUACCCGAGUCUGAAGCAAUUGGCGUCCGGUCCCAUCCCACCACCUAGCGUAGGCGCGAUCGCCGCCAAACUCGCGCUCGCCUACGUCGGCCUGGCGGGCGACGCGUUCGCGUUCUUUUGCGGCGACGCCGUUUCGCCUGGCGUCGCGUCCGAAUUCCUGCGCGCCGUCUUGGAUCAGUUUUCGCACGGUUGCGUGAUCGCGCCCGAGCAUGAACGUUUGGUCGCGCGUUCUUGGAUGAAAAUUUGUCUGUUGACGUCAGAACCGCAGCUCGCGAUCACCCUCGCGGCGACGCGGUUAGAUGUUUUCCCGGCCGCCUUCAAACGUCUACUGAGACGAGUGCCGCCGCCUCGCGAUCCCGUCCACGCCUUUAUCGAAUAUUUGGGUAGCGAGCCGACCCGUCAUCCGGAAUCAGCCGAAGCCCUUGAAUUGUGUGAAUUGUGUUUCGGGCAAUUGGACGAGAGCAUCGCGCGUUACCUCGCCAAACCGGACAACGAGGACGUCGUGUUCAGGGUGUUCGAUUGCGUCGCGCUCGCUUUCAAACGCUGUGGCAUGUGGCUUUAUUGCCCCAACAGGUCCGUAUCGGCAUUCACGCGACUCGUCCAAACCCUCGUCCUGCCUACGAGUAGGAGACCGCCGCACGCGUUCGUCCUGAACGCCGUAAGACGCACCUGGUGCGUAUUUUUCGAAGCAGUCAUCGCCUUCCCCAGAGACGAUUACCUAGAGCGGACGCUGCGCGACCUCGUCGUCAGGUACGUGCCAUAUUUCCCCGCCGGCGACUCGCCCGUCGCCGACGGUCUGCGAGACGUGGGCGGCAUCGCGUCGACGAUUCUCGACAAAAUGGGCGUCGCGUAUUUCACCUCCCCGUUUAAAGAGUUCGACGCGAACGUUUCGAAAGUCCUGCAAAUGGUGUCGGAUUUGGUGCGAGAUAGGCCGGACGCGGCGCGUCUUGUCGCCGUCAAAAUGCUGCGCAGUAUGUUCGACGUCGUCGUCGUCGGCCACGCGUCGCAUAAAAACGCGGCAGUCGCGGCGAUCAAGGCGGUGACUGAGUCGCCCGGUUUCGCGAAAUCAGAGUUCAGAACGGCGGUGGCGGGAGUCACCGAGCGCUACCUGGGCCUCAACACCGUCAACUACUUCCAACUGAUGACUUGUCUUGCGCGUUUGGCGCCCUCCUACAUUGACGAGCUGCUGCCUGACGUCGAGGCACAGAUCGCGAACGUCGAGAGGAUCAGGGGAGUCGGUUUUGACAAGACGCUCAGGCAUCACUUGCAGAAACUGGAAAACGCGCUUUCGACGCGAUAA
Messenger RNA from Cylas formicarius (sweet potato weevil), 3015 nucleotides. RefSeq names its product protein MMS22-like. Gene Ontology annotation, biological process: double-strand break repair via homologous recombination; replication fork processing. Gene Ontology annotation, cellular component: nuclear replication fork. The transcript has 2 exons. Bases 40 to 3015 code for a protein of 991 amino acids. NCBI's taxonomy places the organism in Eukaryota, Metazoa, Arthropoda, Insecta, Coleoptera, Brentidae. The record is from RefSeq and is a predicted model, not a curated record.